AUGAUCGACGAUAUAAUCAAAGGAGUUGAAGAUUAUUUAACUCCUAACAUUCCAGUCAAAUUAAUCAGUCAAGGUGCAGAAGCAUUAGUUUUCGAAACAAAUGUUCAUCCAUAUAAUCCUUAUACUACCGCUUCUAAUGCCUCAUAUAUUAUCAAAUAUAGACCUGCCAAGAAAUAUAGACAUCCAAGUAUAGAUCAAGCAUUAACAAAGCAUAGAACUCUAACUGAAGGUAGAUUAUUAUCCAAAUUAUCCAAUAUCCCCGGUAUCAAUGUACCGCAACUAAUUUGCUGCGACCCAUACAAUGGAUAUAUAUGGCAGGCAAAAGUUGGAUGUGUUCUACCCAAUGGCACAUUUAGUAAUUUAAAAAAUUAUUUAUGGUACCAAAAAAACAUAGAUCCAUUUGAUGAGGACAAAAUUGUAAAAGUUUUGGUUUCUGUCGGGAGACAAAUUGGUAUUUUACAUUGUAACGAUUAUGUACACGGCGAUUUAACAUCAUCAAAUAUUUUAUUGGAUAAUAAUACUUCAUCUGGAACAAAUAGUGCCAAUGAGUGGUCGCCCUAUUUGAUUGAUUUUGGUUUAAGCUCAUAUUCUACUAUGCCUGAAGAUAAAGGUGUGGAUUUGUACGUUUUAGAAAGAGCGAUUUUAAGCACACACUCUCUAUUUGCUGAGAAAUAUAACCAAUGGUUAUUACAAGGUUAUAAACAGGCAUAUUGUGAAAUGAGCCUGGGAAAGGAUGACAAGGAGCGUUACACCAAGUUAGAGCAAGUUUUAAAAAGAUUUGAGGAGGUUAGAUUAAGAGGCAGAAAGAGAAGUAUGAUUGGUUAA
This is a messenger RNA of Saccharomycodes ludwigii, 825 nucleotides long. It is a transcript of the gene BUD32, whose product is annotated as serine/threonine protein kinase BUD32. The record is from RefSeq and is a predicted model, not a curated record. NCBI's taxonomy places the organism in Eukaryota, Fungi, Ascomycota, Saccharomycetes, Saccharomycodales, Saccharomycodaceae. Gene Ontology annotation, biological process: protein phosphorylation. The transcript has a single exon. Gene Ontology annotation, cellular component: nucleus; cytosol; EKC/KEOPS complex. Gene Ontology annotation, molecular function: ATP binding; protein serine/threonine kinase activity. Bases 1 to 825 code for a protein of 274 amino acids.